Budorcas taxicolor (takin) is the source of this 1896-nucleotide messenger RNA. It is a transcript of the gene RSAD1, whose product is annotated as radical S-adenosyl methionine domain containing 1. Gene Ontology annotation, molecular function: 4 iron, 4 sulfur cluster binding; coproporphyrinogen oxidase activity. Lineage: Eukaryota; Metazoa; Chordata; Mammalia; Artiodactyla; Bovidae. Gene Ontology annotation, cellular component: cytoplasm. The record is from RefSeq and is a predicted model, not a curated record. The coding region runs from base 83 to 1411 and encodes 442 amino acids. Gene Ontology annotation, biological process: porphyrin-containing compound biosynthetic process. The transcript has 10 exons.
CGCGCACCGUAAGACCUACCCUGGGCUUCUCUCGGGCUCGCGUCCUGACCCGCGCGACGGGCCGCUCAGCCACGCGGGCGCCAUGGCCCUCCCGCGGUCCCAGGCCCGCGGCUGGGUGAAGGCCGCCAAGAUGGCUCAGAGGCGCCGCCGCGCGGAGGACGCGGGAAGACCCCGGAGUCCGGCGCCCGGGAGCCAGCGCGCCGCGCUUUACGUCCACUGGCCCUACUGCGAGAAGCGCUGUAGUUACUGCAACUUCAACAAGUACAUCCCCCGUGGUGUGGACGAGGCUGCUCUGAGGCGCUGUCUGGUGACCGAGGCUCAGACGCUGCUGAGACUCAGCGGAGUGCGACGAGUGGAGUCUGUGUUCUUCGGUGGGGGUACCCCCAGUCUGGCCAGCCCCCAUACUGUGGCAGCUGUCCUGGAGGCAGUGGCCCAGGCAACUCACCUGCCUGCAGACUCUGAAGUCACACUGGAGGCCAACCCCACUUCGGCCUCAGGCUCCAGGCUGGCAGCAUUUGGGGCAGCAGGAGUCAACAGGUUGUCCAUUGGCCUCCAGUCUCUAGAUGACACUGAGCUCCAGCUGCUGGGGAGGACACACUCGGCCAGGGACGCUUUGCAGACCCUGGCGGAGGCCCAGCGCCUCUUCCCAGGGCGUGUUUCUGUGGACCUGAUGCUAGGGCUGCCGGUACAGCAGGUGGGGCCGUGGCUCAGGCAGCUGCAGGAACUGCUGCGCUGCUGUGAUGACCACGUGUCCCUCUACCAGCUGUCCCUGGAGCGGGGCACCGCACUCUUCACCCAGGUGCAGCAGGGUGCCCUUCCUGCCCCAGACCCCGAACUGGCCGCUGAGAUGUACCAGGAGGGACGGGCAGUCCUGCGGGAGGCUGGCUUUCGCCAGUAUGAGGUCUCCAACUUUGCCCGGAAUGGGGCGCUUAGUAUCCACAAUUGGACUUACUGGCAGUGUGGUCAGUACCUUGGCGUUGGGCCUGGGGCCCAUGGGCGAUUUAUACCCCAGGGGGCCGGGGGCCACACCCGAGAGGCUCGGAUCCAGACCCUAGAACCUGACAGCUGGAUGAAGGAGGUGAUGCUGUUUGGUCACGGCACCCGGAGGCGCAUCCCCCUGAGUGAGCUGGAGCUGCUGGAGGAAGUUUUGGCCAUGGGGCUGCGCACAGACGUGGGCAUCACUCACCAGCACUGGCAGCAGUUUGAGCCCCCGCUGACCCUGUGGGACCUGUUUGGAGCCAGCAAGGAGGUGAAGGAGCUACAGGAGCAGGGCCUGUUGCUGCUGGAUCACAGGGGUCUUCGGUGUUCCUGGGAGGGGCUGGCUGUGCUGGACUCUCUGUUGCUGUCCCUUCUAUCUCGGCUCCAAGAGGCCUGGCAGCAGAGAACCCCCUCUUCCGUGCCCAGAGGAUAGCCCCCGGAGGAGAGCCACAUGUUCUGCAGCCGGGACUCUGCAGGCUUAAAGCUGGCGUCUCUGCCUUGGUGCUUGGUCUCAGUUUCUGUGUUUUCCCUGCUGGAGAACCCACGUGUCCCAUCUGUGAGAGACCAUCCACUUCCUGGAAAGGAACUGCAUCCUGCAAAGAAAGGACUUUUAAGUAAUGGGAUUGCUGUAAACUGAAUGUUCGUGUUCCUCCCGAAUUCAUGCGUGGAAACUUCAUCCCUGGAGGCAUGGUCUUCAGGGACGGCGCUUUGGGAGGUAAUUAGGUCAUGAGGAUAGAGCCCUCAUGAAAGGGAUUAAUGUGCUUAUGAAAGAGAGCUCCCUGGCCUCUUCCACCAUGCGAUGACAUGGAGGGAAGACAGAUGGCUAUGUACCAGGAAUCGAGCCCUCACCAAAUCUCCUGGCACCUUGAUCUUGGACUUCCCAGCCUUCAGAACUGUGAGAAAUAAACGUUUGUUCUC